Molecule: messenger RNA, 3584 nt
Organism: Homarus americanus (American lobster)
Lineage: Eukaryota; Metazoa; Arthropoda; Malacostraca; Decapoda; Nephropidae
Exons: 11
Coding region: 240-2576 (778 amino acids)
Biological process (GO): protein dephosphorylation
Molecular function (GO): protein tyrosine phosphatase activity
Source: RefSeq, a predicted model, not a curated record
GAUCACGACGUUGGUGUGUGCGCGCGUGGCAGACAGUAUCUCCUGGUCCCGGGAUGUUAAUAUGUACUUCAAUAAACUAGACAGAAAGAUCACGACAACUACAGUAUGUAAUAUAAAGACUGGUGAAGACCUGGGAUAUUGUUAGCAUGUUACAAGUGGAAACUGUGAUCUAGAGAAAACGGCUUUGACGCCAGGCAUAGGAUCGGAGCUCCUCAGCAUGGCGUGGUUAGUGGUGCCCGAUGGCUGCUCCACCAGGGACCUCUAAGCGCCAUCCUAGAUCCAUAGGACCUUUGGAGGCCGGGAUGAAGAAGCUAGCACUAGGGAAACGACUGCUGGCGGUCGUUGUGGGCCUGUGUGUCGUGGCCAGAGCAGGCAGCAAACCGGUGUACAGUCCCACGUCUAGCUGGGCCAGUGGGCAGCAGGGUCUGGCGCCUGAGAGUGGAGAACAGUAUCAGCGGGGCGGCCUCCGUACCUUGUCCCGCCCAAUACACUUUCUGUCUCGCCCUGAUGACCGCUAUACUCAGCGUCACCAGUACACCUACAGCGGCUACCCGCAACACAGCAUGGAGGUCAAGGCUUCCCCUCAGCUGGACUACGGGUUAGAUCAAUCCUACCAGAGCGAGGUUAAUAUUUACGAGUACUCGUACACGGAGAGCAGCACCUACGGCAGCCCUAGUAAGAAGUAUAACCGGGGAGGUGGCCGGCGGGUGGUUUCUUCUGGGGUGGUAGAUCUCCCUAGGCGUGUUUGGUGGCCAGGCGUUCCCAUGCCAGUCCUCUCCGCCCGCGGGGACACGUACAUCCCCAGGGUCAUCACGCCACAGGGGCAGCAGGGACGACCCGUCACCUCCCAGCACUAUCGGGAACGACCCAUCGAGAAAAAAGACGGAGAGGAUCCAGAGACGUUUCUAUACGGCUCCAGUGGAAGCGAGGACCACAAGCCUCCCGCCAGUGCCAACCUCGUGGUGCAGAACGACUCGCUCAGCGGGAUGGUGAGGGUGCAAAAGUCACUCCAGCCGUCGCGCGACACGGCUGGCUACGUCCAAGACUUCCCCGCCGUGCCCAUAGCUCUCCUCAGCACAACACCCUCCGCGCCCGGCAACCUACACCCCAGACAGCCUGGGAGAUUCGACUCCCUUCUGAAGAUGAUGAACCAAGUGGACGAAAGUUCGCAGGAUAAAUCAAUAAAUAACCCCGACGCCGUUGACCCCGGAGCUCCUACAGCUAAACAGGAGCCUAACAAAGAAGUGCCAGUGGAUGUGAACAACAACAGCAACAAGAGGAGGGGUAACAACAACAGCAGCAGUAAGGACGGGCCACAGCAGGUACUCCCGAGAGUGGGGGAGGGGAAGGGACCAGACCACCCCCACGUUACCACCACCGCUGUGUUGGGCUCAGUCAUGCUGCUCAUCAUCCUGGUUGUGGUGAUGGUGGCUCUCCGCGUACAGUGGCGAGACAGAGUGAAGGGUGAGACAGACUGGCCCGUCAGGUCACCUACUGUUCACCCGCCUACCCCUGCCCCCACCAGUACUGCCCCCUCGCUAACCCCCCACCACCUCCAUCCCCUCACACACCUCCAAGCCGAGCCCAUCAGGAUCAAGGCGAAGGGUCUGCUGGAGCGGAGGGGUUCCAACACAAGCCUCACCCUAGAGUUGGCGCCUAACUGUCCGCCUCCUGAAGUUACGUCGCCACCCAGACACUGCACCCCGGAAGAGUUCUUGAUGACGGCGGGGAAUAGAAUGAGUCGUCGACAGCUGCGACAGUGUCUCAAGGAGGUGAGGACCCUCCACACUGAGUUCUGGGAGGUUCCCCUCAACCACCCCGACAAGUGUGACGUGCCCGGGUCAGCGUGCAAGAACAGAUAUCGAACAGUGCUACCUAACGAGGGCAGCCGCGUCCACCUGCACACAGGUGACCCCACGAGCGAGUACAUCAACGCUAACUUCGUCAGGGGAUAUGACGGAGAGGAACGAGCGUACAUCGUGACUCAGGGUCCACUGGCUCACACCGUGGUGGACCUGUGGCAGCUGGUGAUGCAAGAGCGAGCCCCCGCCCUGGUCAUGAUCACCAGACUGAAGGAGAAGCAGAGGGUGAAGUGCGAGCCCUACGUACCCGUUCACACGGCCACGUACGGUGACAUCACUGUCACAGUGAAGCAAGUGAUACAAAAGAGUGGCUACACCAUCAGGAGAUUACUUCUACAGCGUGGGGAGGAAGGACACGAGACUCUACACUUCUGGUACACCGCUUGGCCAGACCACAAGGCCCCCGCUGAGGCUGACCAGCUGCUGGCCAUGGCGCUCCAGGUAGAAAACGUCAGAAAGGCAGGGGAUGGGGUGGCCCAGGGUCCCGUGGUGGUCCACUGCUCAGCGGGUAUUGGUCGCAGCGGCUGUUUUGUCGCCAUCAGCAUCGCCAUCAACCAACUACAGGAGGAGGACUGUGUCGACAUCCUCGGCAUCGUCUGUCAGAUGAGGCUGGACAGAGGCGGAAUGGUCCAGACGGGGGAACAGUAUGAGUUCAUCCACCGCGCUGUGGCCCUCUACGCUGCCACCCUCCCAGCCCUCAACAACCUCAAGUGACCCUCUGUCUACGCGCCUGCUGCGGGAGAAUGAUCCAUUGCGACGAUGGAUCCAAGGUGGACCACUGAUCCAUGCUCAGCACACCUGCCACGAAGGUGUCAAACUUUCUCAUUGAUUCCAGCUGAGGAUUCUCAAUAUAGACCACUGAUCCAGGCUCACUACACCCGUCACAAGGAUGCCAUUUGACUCUUGUUUUGGGGAAACGAUCGACGCUGAUGGAUCCAAGGGCACUGACCCAUGCUCAUCGCCACUGCCACAAAGAUGCCACUUGAAUCAGGAGAAAUUUUGGGGGUGAAGCAAAAACCCGCAAUGAGAGGCCCGCCCUCUUCAAUGAUCCACGCCCACUGGAGGCCCUUAUCAUACUGAGGGACCCGCCCUCGUCACUGAUCCACGACCACUGGCUCCCAGCAGUGUGGGGCAGAUACCAAUUCGUCUUUCUUACAGAAGAACUUAACCUUCACUAUCUUAUCCCAACACGUCUUCACAAGGUAGUAAGAGUAUGUGAUCCAACCCUACAAUAACUCAGCCUCACAAGGUUAAGGUGAACGAACCAUAACAGUACAGUGGUUAGUGGCAUAUAACAAGUGAAGGAAGUAAUGCUGAUGUGUCAGGUGGCAAUAGUCAUGUGCAAAGGGAAAUGCAGUGUGUUAAGUGGGUAUACAGCUGCCAAGUGGAAAUGCAGUGUGUUAAGUGGGUAUACAGCUGCCAAGUGGAAAUGCAGUGUGUUAAGUGGGUAUACAGUACAGCUGUCAAGUGGAAAUGCAGUGUGUUAAGUGGAAAUGCAGAUGUGUUAAGAGUAAACAUUAACGUGUCCAGUACAAUCCUACCCCUGGUAAGGUCCACCAAGUAUCUCCUUAAAUGAUAAAAGAAAAGACCUAAAUUGUCCCUGUGGCACCUGGCGAAUCCUCUGGCUGUCUCCAGUGAAAAUAAAUGACGAAUGACAAAGCAAACAAAAUAAACAAAUACAAUAUAGUGUUAAGACAUAAGUAAUUAAGAGAUUAUUCAUAU